This is a messenger RNA of Panicum virgatum (switchgrass), 1255 nucleotides long. RefSeq names its product omega-amidase, chloroplastic-like. NCBI's taxonomy places the organism in Eukaryota, Viridiplantae, Streptophyta, Magnoliopsida, Poales, Poaceae. Gene Ontology annotation, cellular component: mitochondrion. The record is from RefSeq and is a predicted model, not a curated record. The transcript has 10 exons. Gene Ontology annotation, molecular function: omega-amidase activity. Gene Ontology annotation, biological process: oxaloacetate metabolic process; L-glutamine metabolic process. The coding region runs from base 305 to 1114 and encodes 269 amino acids.
CACAACUAGUCAACAGCCCCAGCCUUCCUUUCGUCCCUCUUCAGAAGUUCAGAUCCCCUAUCGCCCUGCCUCCAAGCCGAAUCAUCGACCUCACCAUGGCCCAGACCUCGGUCUCGCCGCCGCCGCUCCGUCCUUCCAAAGCCAACACGCACAAGGUUUCUUUUUGUUCAACUUUCUUGGUGAUCUUGUCGGCUCGCAUCUCCAGUACAAGGUCGCGCUGUGCCAGCUCUUGGUCUCACCGGACAGGGAAGAGAACAUCGCCCGUGCGCGCUCCCGCAUCGAGGCCGCCGCGGACGCCGGCGCCAUGCUUAUCGUCAUGCCGGAAAUAUGGAGCUGCCCCUACUCACUGGAGAUCCUGGCCAGCUACGCCGAAGACAUAGACGGCGGAGUAUCACCGUCGAUCUCGAUGCUGUCAGAGGUCGCUGCUGCUAGAAAGAUCACCAUUGUAGGUGGAUCGAUACCAGAGAAGGCGUCUGGGAAGGUGUUCAACACCUGCUGUGUCAUCGGACCAGAUGGACAGAUAUUGGCCAAGCACAGAAAAUUGCAUUUGUUUGAGAUUGACAUCCCAGGAGACAUCAAGCUCAAGGAGUCUGAUACAUUCACAGGUGGACAGGAACCUACAGUAGUUGACACAGAUGUUGGACGGAUUGGCAUAGGGAUAUGUCAUGAUAUCAGGUUCCCAGAACUAGCAAUGCUGUACAGAUCAAGAGGUGCACACCUGAUAUGCUAUCCUUCUGCAUUCAACAUGAGCACUGGGGAGCUCCUGUGGGACCUCAUGCAGAAAUCCAGGGCUAUUGACAAUCAGCUGUUUGUGGCAACAUGCUCGCCGGCUCGAGACCCUAACGCGGAGUCGGAUUACAUGAUUUGGGGCCAUUCGAGCCUCAUCGGACCGUUUGGCGAAGUUCUUGCAGCAGCUGGGCACGAGGAAGCGACCGUCAUCGGCGAAAUCGACCUCUCCAUGAUACUAUCUACAAGGGAGAACCUCCCGUUGGGGAUGCAGAGGAGACGAGAUCUGUACCGAUGGGUGGAUGUGCAGAGGCGUGGAGAGUCCGCAAGCGACGGCGCCCGGGGAGUGGAGGGCGAAGACGCUCUGGUCAGUGACACCGUGCUCUGAGCUGUGCAGCAAGAUGCCUCUGCUUAGUCCCUAGUGUAACAUUGACAUGUACGACCUUUGACAACUUUGACAUGUUGGAGUUGACUGAUCUCCGAUGCCAAAAACUUUUUCUGAAUUUUGAUGAGGUUGUGUUGUAUCGCA